Aspergillus homomorphus CBS 101889 is the source of this 1967-nucleotide messenger RNA. Its product is annotated as adaptor protein NBP2. Lineage: Eukaryota; Fungi; Ascomycota; Eurotiomycetes; Eurotiales; Aspergillaceae. The transcript has a single exon. Bases 304 to 1695 code for a protein of 463 amino acids. The record is from RefSeq and is a predicted model, not a curated record. Gene Ontology annotation, molecular function: protein binding.
UCGUGCUUGCACGCAAGGAGUCCCUUCCCUCCCCACCAAUUCGGCUUGCACGCUACUCUUUCAGUUCCCUGCCUGGUACGAUUGACCUCGAGUGACGUUCCUCGGACGCGGGCUGGUAUUCGAAAUUCAGUGGGUGGGUGAUCGCGAUGCAAAGCUAGGGCGAACCGGUCUCUUGAGCCUUCCCCCUCCCCCCAUUUCCUCCCUGGGUUAUAACAUCCGACUUGACAUCACCUCACACGACAUUCUCGACACGCAAUCACACUUCUCGCGCGCCGAAUCUUCUCCACAUAAGACCCAAAACUCAUGGCCAUGGCUUCUGCGGCAUCAUCCCCUCAGCCGCAGCAGACGGCCUCCUCUGCGAACCUCACGGUCCUACCUCCGAUAGUCACAGAUGCUUCAACUAAACGGCCGGGCCGUCAACGCUCUUCUUCAUACGCCCGGGAACGUCUUUCCACACACUCGAAUGUCUCGCUCGCUUCACAUAACCGGUCACGGCCUGGAUCGCAUGUCUUUCCCAUCUUCCAUUCUAGCCUGUCAUAUGCUCUCGUGCGCGACUUCGCAUACCCACCGAUCCACCCACUUCACUAUGGUCCACUGCCUCCUCGUGUCUCUGUAGCAUCCACCCCGGCCAGUGAGCCACGACGCCUGUCUGACCCUCCGGCUCCAUGGGAUAGCUCGCGUGGUCAGUGGUCUAUGAGCCCAUGGAGCACUGAUCACAGCUACGGGCAUCAGCAGCUCCCUGCCAUGUCCUUUGGUGAUGGACCCCCAUACAGUGAAGACGAAGAUCUGCACAGUCCAGUUUUCUCCACACCCCACCACCGGAAAAACAAGUCCACUGGGACCGACCUAAAUGGACGUAAGGGCCGGAAGUCCAGUAAUCGUGCACACCACGGAAGUGUAUAUUACGAGAACGAUGCUGAACGGGGCAUGCUAGUGAGCAUGAAUGCCGAUGGCAGCGAGACCUAUUAUGUGAAUGAUGAUGACCAUGAUGAUAUGGACGACGGUCCCGGGGGCGAGUAUGUCACCUAUCCAGCCAGCGAAAGCCGGUACUCCCGUGCGGGCGGGUACGGCAACGAUCCGUCCUACGGGCACGACGGCGACUUCGAGUCCGAGGACGACUAUGGCACACAUCGGUAUUCGCGCGAUUUUCAAUUCGCGGUAGGAUGUCCGGACGAGGAGAUGCACGGCAAGGCGGUGGCGCUCUUCGACUUCACACGCGAGCAUGAGAAUGAGCUCCCUUUGACUGAAGGGCAAGUGAUCUUCGUGUCAUACCGGCACGGUCAGGGCUGGCUGGUAGCGGAGGACCCUCGGACGGGCGAGAGCGGACUGGUACCCGAAGAAUUCGUCCGGUUGCUUCGUGACAUCGAAGGAGGGUUGACGUCGUUGAACGGCGAGCCUGACCCGGAAGAUGAAGAAGAGGUUCAUCAACACGCAUACUUUGAUCCCAACUCGACCACAGGCUCUGAUCAACAAACGAUACCAUCUGCGACGAACGAGCAGUCACAACAGCAGCAAAAUCGUCCGGAGCCAACCUCUGCGUCCGCCGCCAACGGAGAGAAAGGGGAAGAGGUUGCUUCCAGUUCGUCGUUGCCCAGCGGUAGCAACUCCGAUUCGAACAUGUCACAUCUGAACCCGCCCCAAAAGCAGGGAAUCGAUGUCCCGGCCGAGAAGAACAGUCACAUCCAGGCUUGUUAAAACUAAUUCCUAUUGUAUAUGCCCCUCGCUAUCCUCCCAUUCACAGCACUUCGGAUUUACCUACCUACCUACCCAUACAUCCAAGGUAUAAAGAGGAACAGCCCCUUCAUUACCUAAACUCCUCCCCCAUCAAGACCUUUCAACCUUCCCCUCUAUCUUGGUUCCCGUGUGAAUAGCCAUACCAUGCCACAAGAGGCAGAAGGAAGAAGAAGAAGUGUUCGUCUAUAAUCACAUCCUGCAUCUAUAUUUUAUAACCCCAUCUCUCACUCACC